UACAUAUUUGUUUUGCAUUUGUACUCUUAUAUAAAACGAAUCAAAUUUGGAUCCACCGUCCACGUCCACGAUCCACGAUCCACGAUCCACCUAAUAUCCGAUUCGAUUCGAAGCCCUUUCACUGCAGGAGCAUCAGAACAAUCAGGUUUGGCGCUAUUCAACUUCUUUUAACGGCUCCAUCCAUGCAAUGCAAGACCCACCAACGAAGAUUCGAAGACUGUCCUACACUUUCAGGUGACUUGAUUUCAUGGCUUAGUUGCAGUCACAGACAUGAACAUUUGAUUUCAUGGCUUUUCCUCCAUCUUCCACCACAAAAACCCUAACCCUAAAUUCUUCCGAACUCUUCGUCGACUCUUACAAAGCUUUCUCUCAGAAAUCUCCUCAAAACUCUCCACCUCGGUCUUUCACUCUUCUCUCUCAACGAUCUCCCCUCCCUCCCAUUCCAUCUGAUUUCGCUCAAUCCAAACUUAUCCCCAAAACCCGUUUUAUCGUUGACGGGUUCCGGUACUCCGGCGAUUACUCCGUUUCCUAUUUCCUCUCUCAUUUCCACUCCGAUCACUACGCAGGCUUAAAAACUGGUUGGUCUAAAGGUCUCAUCUUUUGUUCAGAAACUACAGGUCGGCUUCUUAUUGAAGCUCUAAAACUAUCUUCUCUAUUUGUUAUUUCCUUGUCACUUGGUGAACCGGUUGUUAUCGACGGGUGCGAAGUCACUCUUGUUGAUGCGAAUCACUGCCCUGGUGCGGUUCAAUUUUUGUUUAAGAUACCUAGAACUGAGGGAAAGUAUGAGAGGUAUGUCCACACUGGGGAUUUCCGGUUCUGUGAUUCGAUGACACUAGAGCCUGUUCUAAGUGAAUAUGUCGGAGCGGAUGCGGUUUUCUUGGAUACGACAUACUGUAAUCCGAAGUUCGUUUUUCCGUCACAAGAUGAUUCGGUUAAUUAUAUAGUUGAAGCAAUAGAGAGAAUUAGAGCUGAAAAUCAACGGUUGAGGGAGUCUGUGUUGUUUCUAAUUGCUACGUAUGUUGUUGGGAAAGAGAGAAUCCUGGUUGAAAUUUCGCGUAGAUGUAACUGCAUGAUACAUGUAGAUAGCAGGAAAAUGUCAAUUUUAUGUAUUUUAGGGUUUGGCGGAGGUGGGAUAUUUACAGAGGAUGUUUCGGUUACUGAUGUUCAUGUGGUUAGCUGGAAUGUGUUAGGCGAGACUUGGCCUUAUUUUAGGUCUAAUUUUGCCAAAAUGGAGGAGAUUAUGAUCGAGAGAGGGUACACAAAGGUGGUAGGUUUUGUUCCAACUGGGUGGAUGUAUGAAGUAAGGAAAGAUGGGUUUGCAGUAAGGACAAAGGAUUCAUUUGAGAUCCAUCUUGUACCAUACAGUGAACAUUCAAGCUACAAUGAGCUGAGAGAGUAUGUUAGGUUCUUGAGACCAAAACGUGUUAUUCCAACCGUUGGGUUGGAUGUUGAGAAGCUUGAUAGCAAACAUGCUGUGGCAAUGCAGAAGCAUUUUGCUGGGUUGGUUGAUGAGAUGGCCAAUAAGCAAGAAUUCUUAAUGGGGUUUCACAGGAAGUCUAGGAACAAGGAUGAAAAAGAAAAAGGUAACAUUAGCAGCGACUCGAACAAGGAACUUGAUAAAGAGAAUGAGGUGAAGCAAUCUAAAGAGAUUUUGGAAAGAUCACCUGCCCUGCGAGAACCUGAUUUACAAAAUUCAAGCAUGGCAAGUGAUAGAGAUAUGGAGGAGUCAAUUAAAGAGAUUUGUGAUAGCUUGCCACCCUGGGUUACUCGGGAACAGAUGUUAGAUUUGCUUAAACACACAAAGGGAAAUAUUGUUGAAGCAAUGUCUGAGUUCUAUGAACGUGAAACAGAACUGCGUGAGCAAUUAACUGCUUCAAACAGGUCUACGACUUCUCAAUUGAACUUGUCUACUAUUUCUUAUACAAGUUUGGCAUGCAUUUCUUCAUCACUUCCUGAAAUGGGAUCUGUUAAGGAACACUUUAUUGGAAUUAUGAAAAAUAGUUUAGUUCAAGACAAGAAGCUAUCCAACAUGAGGCGUUCAAUUAAGAGCACCGUCUCUCCUAGGAAAAAGGCAACAGGUGUGGAGAAUAAGUCAAACAAGAAAGCAAAGCUAGGUUCAUUUUCAGAAUCUUGCAGGUCCGAUUCCAAACAAUACACGAUAACAAAGUUCUUUAGUAAGAUUGUCCCUAACGCAUCACAAGUUGGUGAGAUUGGUACUGAUAUGGCUGAGCAGUUCCCUGAUACUAGGAAUGUAUUGUCCAGUAACAUGAGUGAGUUAUACAAGGAAGAGAUAAAUCAGUUUCUUGAAGUCAUAGAUGGUGGUCUAUCAAGAAUUGAUGCUGCCUCUAUCCUAGAGAAAGCCAAAGGGGAUAUUCAUGUAGCCCUAGAUGUAUAUUAUAAUAAUUCUGGGGUGGAUUGUGAUGACAAUGAUGGGAAGUUAUCAGUUCAAAGCCAACCUUACAUUGAUAAUUGUUCUUCUGGAAAAGAGACAAAAUCAUCUGAGGAAUCAGAAAAUAUUCCUAGCCUAUUUAUGCAAGGGUUUUCAACAACAGAUGUGACUGCAACUCUUGUAUCACUACCACUAGAGAAGUAUUCCCCUGUUGAGCAUGCAUGCUGGAGGCAAGGACAGCCUGCUCCAUAUUUACAUCUUGCACGAACUUUUGAUCUGGUGGAAGGAGAAAGAAGCAAGAUAAAAGCUACUGGUAUCCUGUGCAACAUGUUCAGAAGCUUGCUUGCCUUAUCGCCCAAAGAAGUGCUACCAGCUGUUUAUUUGUGUACAAAUAAGAUUGCUGCUGAUCAUGAAAAUAUGUUUUUGUUUGAAAAAGAAAUGGACAGGCCCAAGUCUCACUCCAUAUCUUCAUGUGAGUUUAUUUAUGUUGUUUUGACAGCUGUGUUUAGGUAGUUCGAACUAGUAGAG
Messenger RNA from Nelumbo nucifera (sacred lotus), 2917 nucleotides. The record is from RefSeq and is a predicted model, not a curated record. NCBI's taxonomy places the organism in Eukaryota, Viridiplantae, Streptophyta, Magnoliopsida, Proteales, Nelumbonaceae.